Messenger RNA from Manduca sexta (tobacco hornworm), 1726 nucleotides. RefSeq names its product ubiquitin-like protein 7. Gene Ontology annotation, biological process: ubiquitin-dependent protein catabolic process. The record is from RefSeq and is a predicted model, not a curated record. Bases 522 to 1673 code for a protein of 383 amino acids. The transcript is spliced from 9 exons. Lineage: Eukaryota; Metazoa; Arthropoda; Insecta; Lepidoptera; Sphingidae. Gene Ontology annotation, cellular component: cytosol. Gene Ontology annotation, molecular function: polyubiquitin modification-dependent protein binding.
AUGUAUAGAUCAAGGGAUUAUUUUUGCCAUAGUAAGGAAUUUGUGAGAAUUUCGGUAAUCUUGUUUUUGUAGCCGUAGCAAGGAUCAUUGUUAGACUUUUAUAAGUGGAUUCAGGAAAAAAUCGCCUAGAAAGGGUCGAGUUGUAUUUACAUACCUAUUUUAUAUGAAACCAAUUUUGUAUUAUAAUGUUCUAGCAAUUUUGUAUUUUUAAGGCAUUUUCCUUACAAAAUCUAGGGUAAAAUCAAGAUCGUAAGUGCAAACAUUCUUUGGAAAUGACAAAUUGAAAUGUCUUCGGAAAUGACAAACAGAAUUCAGAAACUGAAGUAAAGAACUGGAAUUUUCCUGUGUACCAAAAAGAACUAUGUACAGUGUAGUAUUUGGUGUAGUAAAAUUCAUGAAUGUAACUUUCUUUCUAUUUGCUUUUUACUUUUGAGCUUUGAAGUUUUGAUAUAAUUCAAGAGGACUAUCGACACAUCUUGCAGAAUUCAUUUUUGAGACGAAUACAUAGCAUCUUAAACACAAUGGACAACCAGCCGUGUAUAUUUCUUGGCAUUAAAGUAAAACCAGGACCAAUAGAAAGGUUUAAACUGGAAAAUUUCGCACUAGAAAAUACUGUUGAAUCUCUACGAAGCGAAGCUGAAAAAAAGACUAAUCUGCCGUCAUCAUCUUUGGAGUUAAUACACCAUGGCAAAAUCUUGAAGGAUAAUACAACCCUCUCGGAUAGUGGUGUAAAGAGUGGUGAAAUGGUACAUGUGGUAAAGAAGAAAUUCCAAGCUCCACCAGCCCCUCCUCCAACAUACACUGACACUGAGCUGCAGCAGUUAAAUGCGUCACUGCGGACACUAGGGUGCACUCCUAAUGCUCCCGGCUGGACUAGAGCUAUGCAGUUACUUAAUGAUGAAUCAGUGAUGGCGGAGAUAAUCGAGCAGGCACCCUCAUUGGGUGAGGACUGCGUGGCUUUGUCGAUCCUGCAUGAGGUGGAGUUGCUGGCAGCACUGGGCGCCAACGUGCAAACCAUGCGACGCGGCGCGGACGCCCACCCCGAGCUGCCGGCUGCGCUGCGACACCUCACCAGGCUUGUUAGGUCACGCACCAACGCUGCCACUUGUAAUGAUAAUGUUCCCACAUCUGGAUUUGCAUACUCAUUAGAAGCAUUGUCUGAAGACGAAGAUGCUGAAGAGGAAGAGAAUGAAGAGGGUGAGAGGAAUCCAAUUACACAGGAACAAUUAGCAGCUGCUUUGCAGGCGGCGACGGAGGCGGUGUCGUCUUCAAGCAGCCGUAGCCGAGGCAGCCACGACAGCUUGUUGCGGCUGCUGCAGGCCGCCGGCGAGUCCAGCCGCACCACGGAGUCCGCUACAGAGUCCGGCACGCCCACUGGAGGUGCCAGUCGAUCUGUGAUCACACCAGAAAUGUUCAGUGAGGCUAUUUCGGAAGCUAUCAACAGAGCCGGAACAACCCGAAGUAACAGCGGAACUCCUAUGGAACAAAGCACAGCUGCUUCGUCAUCGCAGAGUCCAGUGGCAAGGGACGAAGACUUCUCAACGCAGCUAACACACAUGCACGAGAUGGGACUAUUGGAUGACGCGCUCAAUGUUCGCGCUUUACUAAUUUGUUCUGGUGACGUAAAUGCAGCGAUUAAUUUAGUAUUUAGUGGAGCGAUCGGCGACGAUUAGAUUAACGUUCAAAAAUAUGUUAAUAAAUGCAUGAAUAAAUAUUAGAACUGAAA